AUGAACAGAAACCGCCUCAGCAGCAGCAGCAGCAGCAGCAGCAGCUCCAGCAACCUGAUGGAGAUGCCCAGCACUCCCACCCGAGUGGUCAACGGCCCCCUGUCGCCCAAGAGGGGACCAACCCAGUUCAAGCAGAGGAUGACCCGGCAUUUCAAGAGCAAGCCUCCUACGAAGGGAGUGAAGGGAUUUGGCGAUGAGAUCCCUGGCAUGGAGGGUCUUGGCAGUGACUUUACGGUGGUGUGCCCGUGGGAGGCCUUCAGCCACCUGGAGCUGCACGAGCUGGCCCAGUUUGGCAUCGUCUGA
Molecule: messenger RNA, 303 nt
Organism: Sardina pilchardus (European sardine)
Lineage: Eukaryota; Metazoa; Chordata; Actinopteri; Clupeiformes; Clupeidae
Product: retinal cone rhodopsin-sensitive cGMP 3',5'-cyclic phosphodiesterase subunit gamma
Exons: 3
Coding region: 1-303 (100 amino acids)
Biological process (GO): positive regulation of epidermal growth factor receptor signaling pathway; positive regulation of G protein-coupled receptor signaling pathway; visual perception
Cellular component (GO): photoreceptor outer segment membrane
Molecular function (GO): 3',5'-cyclic-nucleotide phosphodiesterase activity; cGMP binding
Source: RefSeq, a predicted model, not a curated record